Molecule: messenger RNA, 1455 nt
Organism: Humulus lupulus (European hop)
Lineage: Eukaryota; Viridiplantae; Streptophyta; Magnoliopsida; Rosales; Cannabaceae
Product: 26S proteasome non-ATPase regulatory subunit 7 homolog A-like
Exons: 10
Coding region: 136-1068 (310 amino acids)
Biological process (GO): proteasome-mediated ubiquitin-dependent protein catabolic process
Cellular component (GO): proteasome regulatory particle; proteasome complex
Molecular function (GO): metallopeptidase activity; protein binding
Source: RefSeq, a predicted model, not a curated record
GAGGGCCAAAGGAGCAAAUACCCUAAACUUGAUUCUUGUCCUUGGGUGUCUUCUUCUUCGUCUGACCAACAAGGGUUUUACUGCAAAAACAAUUUCAGAUUUCGGAAGAGCAAAUACAUACCGGAGAAUUCCUCCAUGGACGUAAUCAAGACCCAGCAAGUAUCUUUGAGACCCAUUGAGAAGGUCAUAGUGCACCCGCUUGUGUUGCUCAGCAUCGUUGAUAAUUUCAAUCGAGUCGCCAAGGACACUCGCAAACGAGUCGUCGGUGUCCUACUCGGAAGCACUUUCAGAGGCACCGUCGAUGUCACCAACAGCUAUGCAGUGCCAUUUGAAGAGGAUGAGAAAGAUCCCAGUAUUUGGUUUCUUGACCACAACUACCACGAAUCAAUGUAUUCGAUGUUCAAGAGAAUAAACGCCAAGGAGCAUGUUGUAGGUUGGUAUAGUACUGGGCCAAAGCUUCGGGAGAAUGAUCUAGAUAUUCAUAGAUUAUUCCACAACUAUGUCCCAAAUCCCGUCUUGGUCAUUAUUGAUGUCCAACCUAAGGAAUUAGGAAUACCUACCAAGGCCUACUAUGAUAUCGAAGAAGUUAAAGAGAAUGCCACUCAGAAAAGCCAAAAGAUUUUUGUUCAUGUGCUUUCAGAAAUUGCUGCUCACGAGGUUGAGGAAAUAGGAGUCGAACAUUUACUAAGGGAUGUGAAGGAUACAACUAUUAGUACACUUGCAACAGAGGUUACUGGAAAACUUACAGCCUUGAAGGGUUUGGAUGCACGCUUACGAGAAAUUCGUGGUUAUCUAGAUCUUGUUAUUGAUGAGAAGCUUCCUUUAAAUCAUGAGAUACUUUACCAUUUGCAGGACGUGUUCAAUCUGCUACCAAAUCUUAAUGUUACCGAACUAGUCAAGUCAUUUGCAGUAAAAACAAAUGAUAUGAUGCUGGUUAUCUAUCUUUCUUCUGUCAUUCGAAGUGUAAUUGCACUUCAUAACUUGAUCAAUAACAAGAUGCUAAAUAAAGAACAUGAGAAGACAGAGGAUGCUAAGCCAGCAACAGUUCCCGCGGCAAGUAAUAGCUGAAAAAACAGUAUCACUGGUUUUGAACUUCAAUUAGAAGAGAUUUAGCCUUAGGAGUGGCAGAAGACACCAUUUAUCUUGCCUUUGAGACUUCUCUUUGAGAAUACUUGUAUAUUCUCCUUGGUGACAGAGGAUCGUGGUAAUCUCUUCUUACUUGGAAAUUACCUUAUACAUCGUUGCAAAAUUGUUUGGUUUUUGUAUUUGAAAUUUUUGUGGUUCAUAGGCCUAACACGUAAUUGGGGUAUAUUUUAUUUCUUUUCCAAGAUCCCACAUAUUAUUUUUAUUUUUACUUAAUUGCUUCUUAACUGUGUCAACAAUGGGCAGGAGUGAUUGUAUUUUCUACUUGAACCAUCUUUUAUCACUUUAUUUUUACAGGUUCAUUUAACUGCA